Molecule: messenger RNA, 2649 nt
Organism: Mesocricetus auratus (golden hamster)
Lineage: Eukaryota; Metazoa; Chordata; Mammalia; Rodentia; Cricetidae
Product: probable E3 ubiquitin-protein ligase makorin-3
Exons: 1
Coding region: 117-1853 (578 amino acids)
Biological process (GO): protein polyubiquitination
Molecular function (GO): ubiquitin protein ligase activity; metal ion binding
Source: RefSeq, a predicted model, not a curated record
GUGUUGCACUCCUUCCGAGACGCCGCCAUUCGGUCCCGCUCCCGGUCGACCGAUUCCAGCCACCGAAAGAUAUCAUAUCAGACGGUUUUUGGACGGUGUCAGGGGCCCCAGAAACAAUGGAAGAGUCUACAGCUCCCUCUGGCGUGGCCCCGGGUGCCGAGGCAGGUGCUGUGGGGGGUGAGGGUGUGUCCGCCCCCCCCCACCCGGAGUCGGAGGCUCCCGGAGCUUUUGCGGUGGCCGGUGCCGCGUCUCCGCCGUUGGCAUCAGCUCAGGCUCCUCGCCUUUCGGCUCCCAGGCCUCACAGCCGUCGAUCGGUGAGCUUGGGGUCCGCCCCGCCCGCAGUGGGAGGAGCCAGGCCUCCCAGUCGGGAACGCCACAGCGGCGGCGGCGCCUGGACCAAGCAGAUCCUCUGCAGGUAUUAUCUGCACGGCCAGUGCAAGGAGGGAGACGGCUGCCGCUACUCCCACGACCUCUCCGGGUGGCGGAGGGCCAGGGGGGGCCAAGACGCCCAGCCUCGGGCCUCUGCAGAUAGAGGGCCCAAGAUGGCCACUCGCAGGGAGCCCCCGACUCAGGAAGAGGCGGGAGCCCCCCCGACUGCAUCCUUCAGCGGCUCCUGGCCUCCGAUUGGCUCGGCUGCCGAAGGGGGCUUCCCCGAAGCUGAGAUUGACAAUGCUGGCAUUGGCUCGGCUGCGGAGGGGGGUUUCCUUGCCGCUGAGAUUGACUAUGCAGGCGCGGCUGCUGCUGCGGGAGGAGGAGGAGCAGCGGCUGCUGCUGCGGGAGGAGCGGCUGCUGCUGAGGGAGGAGCGGCUGCUGCCGCGGGAGGAGCGGCUUCUGCUGCGGGAGGAGCGGCUGCUGCUGCGGGAGGAGGAGGAGGAGGAGCGGGUGCUGCAGGCUGGGAGGGGGCAAUCGAGUUCGUCCCCGGCCAGCCCUACCGAGGUCGCAUGAUCCCCCCGCAUGGUCCCGAGGCUCCUCUGCCGAGCCCGGAAGUUGAGAGAAAGCGCGUGCCUGUGCACUUUGGGUCCCCGCUGCUGCCGCCGCAGCCGCUGCCGCUUUGCCGCUUCGCUGCCCGGGGAGAGUGCCUCCGUGGGGAGAAUUGCGCGUACCCCCAUGGAGAGAUAUGCGACAUGUGUGGGGAGCCGGCUCUGCACCCUUGGGAUCCACACCAGCAGGAAGACCAUAGGAGGGCCUGCGUGCAAGCCCAUGAGAGAGAUAUGGAGCUCUCCUUUGCUGUGCAGCGCAGCAUGGACAAAGUGUGUGGCAUCUGCAUGGAGGUUGUCUAUGAGAAAGCCGACCCCAGCGACCGCCGCUUUGGCAUCCUUUUCAGCUGCAACCACACCUACUGUCUUAGGUGUAUCCGCAGGUGGCGGAGUGCCACACAGUUUGAGAACAGGAUCAGUAAGUCCUGCCCACAGUGCAGGGUCUCCUCUGGCUUUGUCAUUCCUAGUGAGUUCUGGGUGGAGGAGGAAGAGGAGAAGGAGAAGCUUGUUAAGCAGUAUAAGGAUGGAAUGAGCCAGAAAGCCUGCAGGUAUUUUGCCGGAGGCCUAGGUCACUGCCCAUUUGGAGAAUACUGUUUUUACAAGCAUGAAUACCCUGAGGACUGGCUAGAUGUGUUUCAGGGGCCAGAUGGCGGUGGUGGAUGGUCAAACGCAUACUGGCAUCACGUUUUGGAGCCUGUGCAGUUGCGAGAGGGAAAAGUGCUGCUUAAAAGCCGCAAAAAGGAGCGUGCUGUGCUUCGCCUGGGCAAUCAGUUGCUUAAGAAGUUGCUUUGCCUGAGAGGCAGUUUUUCCUUCUCUGAUGACCGGUGGCUCUUGCUUCAGUACCAGCUGGAAGAGUAUUUCAAUUUGAAUCUGUAGUAUCAUGCUAUUGCAUGUGGUCUAGUCUGCUAAGGCUCUGUUGUCUGCUGUUGCUUACUUCCCUCUAUUGACUGACAAACCUAUUGCUUUCAAAGGCUGUUGAGGCAAUCUUUAUGCAGUACUGCUGUUUUCCCGAUUUCUUCUCACUAGGAUUGUGAUGUUUCUCUGUGUUACAAGAUAAUAAGAAAUCUUAAAAGUAUUGUUUGGUGGAAUUAAUAUUUCUGUCAGCUGAUGACUUGUGGUGUCUUUUUUUCCAACAGGAUUCAAUCACUUCUAGUCUAGUGUUUACAGUUUCUCAUUGUGAAGUCCCUUAAGAGUAAAUGUGACAAGGUGACAAAAGUCUUUAAUUAAAUUAUGAGCUUUUUGCUAUAUAGCCUUAAAAAGAAAAAUGCACCCUUACAGGGCCUUGCAGCUGCUUGCUGUCUGUGUUUGUUUACAUGUCUGUUUUUUCCCUUCUCUUUCAAGUGCAAUUGUUAACUUGUGGUUACUUUGUGGUUCUGUUUGACUUGACCAAAAUGAGGUGCAUAUGUUUACAUGUUUUUAAUCCUGUUUGGCUUGAUGUGAAAUUAUUUAUAUUUGGAAAUAUAUAUUUAAGAAUGAUAUAUAUGCGUAUAUGUAUACAAAGAUGUAUUUGAGAAAAACUGGAAACAAAUAAACACCAUAAUAUAUAUGUUUGAAGUAAUGAAAUAAAUGCAGAACUGAAAGCCUAAUGUUAAAUUCUAGGUGUACGGACUGUGUGUGAAUUUUGUGGACACUGAUGUCAGUGAUUAGCAUCAAUAAAAAUGACUGCCUUGUG